This is a messenger RNA of Ahaetulla prasina, 3773 nucleotides long. RefSeq names its product 2'-5'-oligoadenylate synthase 3-like. The record is from RefSeq and is a predicted model, not a curated record. Gene Ontology annotation, cellular component: nucleoplasm; membrane; cytosol. The coding region runs from base 123 to 3716 and encodes 1197 amino acids. Gene Ontology annotation, biological process: defense response to virus; negative regulation of viral genome replication; regulation of ribonuclease activity. The transcript has 14 exons. NCBI's taxonomy places the organism in Eukaryota, Metazoa, Chordata, Lepidosauria, Squamata, Colubridae. Gene Ontology annotation, molecular function: double-stranded RNA binding; 2'-5'-oligoadenylate synthetase activity.
UCCACCCUCCAGUUUCCUGCCAGGGAAAUGAAACUGGUCCGAAGGAGGAGAAACAGAAAGCCAGUGAGCAAUCUGGGCUUUAGUGGAGGGUUGCAUUGAAAGUCCACUCCACUGCUCUGGCCAUGGGCUCUCUCGGCUCCUUCGGAUCGUGGCAGCUGGACAAGUUCCACAAUGACUACCUGCAGCCCAGCGAGGAGUUUCUGAAAAAGGCACGGCGAGCCAUCCACUCCAUCUGCGAGUUUCUUAAGGCGACCUGCUUCCAGGAUAGGCCCAGGAGAGAUAUUAAGGUGCUGAAGGUGGUGAAGGGCGGAUCGCUGGGGAAAGGCACAUCCAUGAAAAACGGGUCAGAUGCUGAUCUGGUGCUGUUCUUGAACAUCUUCAAAAGUUUCACAGACCAGGAAAACAAUCGGAAGGUGAUCAUUCAGGAGAUCGAAAGGCGGCUCGACGAAUGCCAGGAGUUGCUGAAUCUGGAAGUUUUCUUUGAGAAGUCCAAGUGGUCCAAUCCUCGUGUGCUCCAAUUCGAGUUAUAUUCAAAAGAGUCACAGGAUUCCAUUGAAUUUGAUGUCCUGCCAGCCUACGAUGCCCUAGAGGAGCAGGGAGGAUCGCUGGGGAAAGGCACAUCCAUGAAAAACGGGUCAGAUGCUGAUCUGGUGCUGUUCUUGAACACCUUCGAAAGUUUCACAGACCAGGAAAACAAUCGGAUGGAGAUCAUUCAGGAGAUCGAAAGGCGGCUCGAUGAAUGCCAGGAGUUGCUGAAUCUGGAAGUUUUCUUUAAGAAGUCCAAGUGGUCCAAUCCUCGUGUGCUCCAAUUCGAGUUAUAUUCAAAAGAGUCACAGGAUUCCAUUGAAUUUGAUGUCCUGCCAGCCUACGAUGCCCUAGGCCAAUAUAACGGCUCCAGGCCUCAUCCUCAGACCUACGUCGAUCUGAUACGCACGGGCAAAAGUAGCGAGUUCUCUUCCUGCUUCACGGAGCUGCAAAAGGAUUUCAUAGUGGACCGGCCCACCAAGCUGAAGAGCCUCAUCCGCCUUGUGAAACAAUGGUACAAAGAGGUUGAGGAGAAGUCAUUCCCCCCGAAGUAUGCCCUUGAGCUACUAACUGUCUACGCCUGGGAGCAAGGAAGUGGACAGGAGCAGUUCGACACGGCAAAGGGUUUCCGGACAGUGCUUUGGCUCAUUGAGAACUAUACGCAGAUUCGCAUCUAUUGGACAAAAUACUAUAAUUUUGACAAUGAGAUCAUCAAGCGGUAUUUACAGGACCAACUCAGUAAAAACAGGCCAGUGAUCCUCGAUCCAGCAGAUCCAACUGCCAACUUCGGAGAGGCAAAAGGCUGGGAUCGACUUGCCGGAAAGGCGAAAUUUUACGCUUCCAUGAAUUGCUGUCAGAAACGAGAUGGUUCUUUGGUUGAACCCUGGAAUGUGCCGGGUUUCCUGCUUUGGGAAGGCGGGGGUUGGAAUAGAGGUCCAAGGUCCAUUCCAACUCUGUUAGCCUGUCUUCAUCGGACAACAUCAGCAGGAAGGCGCCUCCUCCAGCCGUCCCUUUUCCAGCCUCUUCUCGGCCCUCCAAGCGCUGCCAGCUCCACAACUCUGUUUCCUGCAAUUGAGCAGAGGUUAAAUUGCCUUGGAAGUCCACUCUUGCGUCUGGCCAUGGACUCUCUCGGCCACGUCGAGUCGUGGCAGCUGGACAAAUUCCACGCUGACCACCUGCAGCCCAACAAGGUGUUUCUCAAAAGGGCCGGCGAGGAGAUCGACCGCAUCUGCGACUUUCUCAAGAGGCGCUGCUUCCAGGAGGUGCCCUGGAGUGGAAUUAAAGUGGUGAAGGUGGUGAAGCUUGUCUUUUCUGCAAUCAAUCCUAGGAAUCCUCCCAUUCAAAUAGAGCAAUUAAACUCUGGAGAGGUCAUGAGACGCAUUAUCCCGUGGGCAAGGAAGACCCUGAAUGUCAAGGGCCCUGGGGAAAAAUAUAUUAUAUCAGGAAAGGUGUUCUUGGGAGGAUCGCUGGGGAAAGGCACAUCCAUGAAAAACGGGACAGCUGAUCUGGAGCUGUUCUUGAACAUCUCCAGAAGUUACACAGACCAGGAAAAGGAUCGGAAGAAGAUCAUCGAGGAGAUCGAAAGGUGGCUCAAGAUAGGGCGUUUGUCAGGUGCCGUACAGAUGCUGUUCUUAGAGCUCAUCCAAAUUUACAAAGACCAGGAAAAGGAGCGGAAGAUGUUCACUGAGGAGGCUGCAAGGCGGGUUGACGAAUGGCAGAAGCAGCCGUAUUUGUCCGAUGCCGACCUGGAUCUGUUCUCGAACAUCUUCAAAAGUUACGCUGACCAGGAGAACAAUUGGAAGAAGUUCACCGGGGCGAUUGGAAGGAAGCUCAACGGAUGGUUUUUCUCACAUACCGACUGGGCGCUGUUAUUGGAUCUCAUCAAAAGUUACACCGACAAAGAAAAGGAUCGGAAGACGAUCAUGGAGGAGACCAAAAGGCGGGUCGACAAUCGGCAGAUGAAGCCGUACCUGUCAGAUGCCGACCUGGUGUUCUUCUUGAACAUCUUCAAAAGUUACCCAGACCAGGAAAAAGAUCGGAAGGGGAUCAUCGAGGAGAUCGAAAGGCGACUCGACGAAUGGCAGAAGGAGCCGUACAAGUUAGACGUUGACGUGGGGUUCUUACUGGACCUUCUCGAGAGUUACAGAGACCAGGAAAAGGAUCCGAAGGAGAUCACUCAGAGGAUUACAAUGUGGCUCCACGAAUGCAAGAAGGAGCUCUAUUUGUCAGAUGCUGACCUGGUGCCGGUCCAUAACUUCCUCGAAAGAUACUUAGAGCAGGAAAAGGAUCGGAAGACGAUCAUCAAGGAGAUUGCGAAGUGGCGGAAGGAAGGCCGGCAGGAGCCGUAUUUGUCAAAUACUGACCUGGGGUUCUUAUUGGACCUUCUCAAAAGAUACGCAGAGAAGGAAGAGGAGCAGAAGAUCAUCUUGAAGGAGAUGAAGAGGUGGUUCAACGAAUGCAAGGAGAACACGUGUUUGGAAAUUAUAUUUGAGAAGUCCAAGCGGUCCAACCCUCGGGUGCUCCAGUUCAAAUUACGUUCCAAAAAAUCAGUGGAUUUCAUUGAAUUUGAUGUCCUGCCGGCCUACGAUGCCCUAGGCCAAUAUGACGGCUCCAGGCCUCAUCCUCAGAUCUACGCCGAUCUGAUACGCACGGGCAAAAGUGGCGAGUUCUCUUCCUGCUUCACGGAGCUGCAAAAGGAUUUCAUAGUGGACCGGCCCACCAAGCUGAAGAACCUCAUCCGCCUCGUGAAACAAUGGUACAAAGAGGUGCAAGAGAAGCCAUUCCCCCCGAAGUAUGCCCUUGAGCUACUAACUGUCUACGCCUGGGAGCAAGGAAGUGGACAGGAGCAGUUCGACACAGCAGAGGGUUUCCGGACAGUGCUUUGGCUCAUUGAGAACUAUACGCAGAUUCACAUCUAUUGGACAAAAUACUAUGAUUUUGACAAUGAGAUCAUCAAGCGGUAUUUACAGGCCCAACUCAGUAAAAACAGGCCAGUGAUCCUCGAUCCAGCAGAUCCAACCGCCAACUUCGGAGAGGCAAAAGGCUGGGAUCGGCUCGCCGGAAAGGCGAAAUUUUACGCUUCCAUGAAUUGCUGUCAGAAACGAGAUGGUUCUUUGGUUGAACCCUGGAAUGUGCCGCUGGCAAAGGAGGUGCCUUGGGGAGAAGGAUGGUCCUAUUGUACCCUAUUAUGAAGAGGCCCCGUGAGGAUCUGAAACGCUGGUAUGGAAGCAGCUGAAUGGCAAUGGCCU